Molecule: messenger RNA, 1176 nt
Organism: Owenia fusiformis
Lineage: Eukaryota; Metazoa; Annelida; Polychaeta; Sabellida; Oweniidae
Source: the annotation of a GenBank genome assembly
AUGGCUGAUCCAGGAGACAGUGAUAAUCUAGACCAUGAUGGCUCUCAGGCUAAAUCUAGUGGAUCUAGGGACAAUAGUCCAACCCCUGAUCAUCAGGCAAAUGGUUCUCAGACCAAUACACAUAAUAAUGAUUCUCAGAUCAAUGUCGGUGCUUCAGGUUCUAGAAAUUCUGAUCGAGACUGGUUGAACUCACCAAGUCACAGUGAUAGUGAAGAUAGCACUACUUCAAAAAAGCAUAGGUCUUGGGAUUUUGUCAAGAAAAUAGCUAAGGGAAACAUCUCUAAGAAAAGAAAACGUUCCCAUUCUAAGCACAAAGCAAAGAAGUCAAAAAGGAGAAAAUACGACUCGAGCUCCUCUUCUUCUAGUAGUUCAACAACUUCUGAUUCUGACAGUCUAGACGACAUGUAUGAUCCGACAGCAUCAGAUAAGUCGGAUUGGAAUCUAACAGACAAACAAGCAAAAUAUGUCAAGAUGUUUUGGUUAAAGAAGACUUUACCUUACGAGAACAUACGGGAAAAAAUUCUCAAACACACACCUGUACCCAAAAACAAAGAGUUAAAAUCUAAAGAAAGAGAUGAGUUCAUGACGCAUCUUUCUCAAAACCACUUUGUGUUAGAUCAAGAAAAUAGAUUUAAAACUCUACAGGACAAGUUAUCUCAUGUCAUGGGCCCUUUAGGGCUGUUGUGGUCCUUGAUUGAACAAGGGAAAAGUGGAGCCAAGGUCAAUCUGGACAAUUUAAAAGUACUUCUUGAAAAGUCAGUGCUAUUACUGGGCCAAGCUCAUCAGCUUGGAACAUACUAUAGACGUAUUACCUGUUUAUCCCCAGUAGUGAAUUAUAGCAAGAUUAAAGCGAAACAACUCAUGAAAACACACAUGGACGUUCUGAAAAAAUCAGGUGACAAAUUAUUUGGGGACAAGAUGAAAAAAGUGCUCUUACAAGAAUCAAAAUCUAAGAAAGAAAUGUCACAAAUUAGGAGUACCCUAAGAGGAGAUCGGGACAAGCCCUUUCAAAAGACCCCUACCUCGGGUGGCAGGGGUAGGGGAAGAAGCGAGCCAGCCCCAAACACAACAAGAACCUCUACUGUCCCAAGUGGCGCAUCAAGAGGCAAAGGCAGAGGAUAUGUCAACAAAUCCAAUAGGGGGAUGGCUCAACCAGGCAAAGACAAGAAGCCAUAA